AUGUAUAAUAAUGACUCAAAAAUCCUGCACAAUUCAGGACUCUAUGGGAAAGGGAUCUUGGAGCUACCGCUGUCCAGUCUCACAGAGGAGUACAAGAGCAGCAAAGUCAGGCUGGAGAUGAUGCUGACUGAGUCCCGAGACCCCUGCAUAGCCGGAAACGCUCCCACCCUUGCAACUGGGAGGAAGUGGACUCCAGCAGCAGCAACACACCAGGCCAAAUCGUCCCUUAAACACAGGGACAUUGUUGGCCAUGUGCAAAGGGGAAGAGGAGGCCUUGGUCUCGGGGAGAGCAAACCUGCCUGGUGCAAGGCAUCGCCAUUACAGCGACGGGGGCUUGUGGUCGAGGAGAUCCGCAGAGAAGAGCAGGCUGCAAGGUGCGCGAGGGCCAUCUCACAGGGAAAGCAAGGACGUUGGAUGUGUUGGGAAGAUGUUGAGAAGCGAAAACUCUCUUGGAAGGAGAUAUGGGACAUGGAAGCUUCCCGAACCAGCUUCCUCCUUCGAGCCACGUACGACGUCCUACCAUCACCAGCGAACCUCAGCCAGUGGUACGGAGAGGAUCCUACCUGCCACCUCUGUUCAUCUCCUGCAAACCUGAAGCACAUCAUGGUCGGCUGCAAAACAAGCCUUGCACAGGGUCGUUACACCUGGCGGCACAAUCAGGUUCUGAGGUGCCUGGCAGCUUCCCUGGAGAGUAGACGAAUGUUCGUCAAUUCCCUGCCUCCACUUCCCUCCCAUCCUCCACCUACUGGGCAAUUUGUCCGUGAAGGGGAGAAGCAACCAAGGAUCCGCCCACCAAAAACAGAGCCCGGACAACUGGCAGCAGCACGAGACUGGAGACUCCUGGUAGACCUGGAGCAGAGGCUAUGCUUCCCAGCGGAGAUUGCCAUGACCAACCUCAGGCCAGACCUUGUGCUGUGGUCCGCUUCAGUUCGAAGAGUCUACAUCGUAGAGCUCACAGUGCCCUGGGAGGACAACCUUGGUGAGGCCUUCGAGCGGAAGAAGCUGCGGUAUGCUGAGCUGGCAGCGGAUGCUGAACAACAGGGCUGGAAGGCCAUAGUCCUCCCUGUAGAGGUAGGCUGCAGAGGUUUUGUGGGCAGAUCGGUGACCAGUCUCCUCAAGGACAUGGGGAUCAGAGGCCAAGCCCAACGCCAAUCCAUCAAAGCCCUGGCCAGGGCUGCUGAAAAAGCAAGUCAGUGGCUCUGGAUAAGAAGGAGAGACAACACCUGGGCUCCAAGAUGAGAUGACACAAGGAGUGUGCAGUCUAGAAGGGGGUAUGGUAG
Engraulis encrasicolus (European anchovy) is the source of this 1280-nucleotide messenger RNA. RefSeq lists its product as uncharacterized. The record is from RefSeq and is a predicted model, not a curated record. Lineage: Eukaryota; Metazoa; Chordata; Actinopteri; Clupeiformes; Engraulidae. Bases 1 to 1239 code for a protein of 412 amino acids. The transcript has 2 exons.